CGCCUGCCGACCGCCCUUCGCGGGGCUUUCCUGCCCCUCGGCGGCCGCUUCCACCUUGGAGGUGCCUUCCCUCCGCAUGCACGGGUCCCCCGCUGCGUGCCGGCGCCGUGCUGCCGUGGAAGACGGUUGCCGUGCGUAGAGCCAGGCGCUGCACCCAGCCCUGUUAGGGUUAGUCUGUCCCCACUGCAAACCUGUGGGGUAGGUGCUGUUACCACCGUCAAACAAAAGGAAAACCUGAGGCCUAGAGAAGUUAAAUAACUUGGCCCGGACCACACAGCUAGGAAGUCUGUGUUCAGGGACCCAUGUGUGGUGGGGGAAACAGACACGUACGCUGGUAAUAACAGUGCAGAACAGAAAGAGGUAAGUGCCUGCACAGGGCCAGAGGAAGGAGUGGGAAGGGCAGCCUCUGUCUGCCCCAGCCCUUCCAGGCGGUGUUCUGUGCCCUGUGCUGACCGGGGCUUCCAGGGAAGGCUAGGAUUUCAGCGGCUGAAGUACAGAGCUUUGCAGGUAGGAGGACGCUUGGGCAAAGGCACAGAGCUCAGAGAGGGCAGUAUGUGCCCAGGGACAGAAGAGAGCCCUGCGUCCCUGGAAGAGAUGGUUGGGUAGGGAGGUUGUGGGAGAUAAAGCUGCAGAGAGAGCUGGAAGGGGGUUGGUUGCCUGGGAAGAGAAUGUGGGCUUCCUCCUGUAGAUGAGGCACCUUGGAGGCUUUGGAGUUCCCUUACCGUGGCUCUUCUCAAGCAGAAGUUCCUGCUUCCCUGGCAGCAGUCUGUGAGGGCAUCGUACUCUCCCACCCACCAUUUAGUAAAUGGAGCCGGCACCACCUCGCCGCACCUCAUGGCACGAAGCCUUACCUGAAGCCCCCUGCCCCGUUAAAAUAGGAAGAAAAUGUUUUUGCCUUAAUGUUCUUAAAAAAUUUUUUUAAUAGUUUUUGUAUGCCUUUUUUCAUGUAACACAAAAAUUGUAAUACACAGUCGAUACAAUUCAAGAAUGAGUAGGAUUUCUGUGGGUGAGGAGUUGGAUGAUGAAGGAGACUUCUUGAGGGACUGGCCAGAGAGGAGGAGCAGGGGAAGGGCAGGAAACGUGGAUGUUGAUGCAGGGUGGCCUUUCUAAGGCCAGAGCUGAGCCAGCUAGAGCUGAGCUGGCCAGCUCAAAGGGCCCAGCCCUGUGUGGUAGAUAAACCCUUUGGGCUGUACCACCCGCACCUUGAGAGCAGGAGCGCCACCCACAUGCAGUUUUCCCUCACAACAGCCCUCUCCCUAGCCAGAACCUCCUCACCCUUUGAGAUCCAUCUAAAGCCCUGGCUUCUUCAUGUCAGAAGUCCUCUGGUCCUCCUUCCCUCCAAGCACUCUCAUGCAUUGUCCUUGGCAGUUUAUUCUGAUUCUGUCAAACUCAUUUUGUUACCAUUUUUCGGGAUAUCCACCAGUGAUUUUCUCUAAAUGAUUCACACUAGUUGCUAAUAGUCACUUUUUUUAUUUUAUAAAUAGUCACCAACCAUUUGUUUAGGCAUAAUUUCCAGAGUUUUGUAUUAGGUAAGUGUUCAGCUGCUAACCGGAAGGUUGGCAGUUUGAAUCCACCAGCCACUCCUUGGAAACCCUGUGGGACAGUUCUGCUCUGUCCCGUAGGGUCUUUGUGAGUCAGAAUCAACUCAGUGGCAAUGGGUCUAGAUCCUUAAUUAUUGACAGAAGGAAGCAUAGAUACCAGGGUCUUCUCUCUGACCCUUAGGUUCAACCUUCAGACUUGGAAGGGUCAAGUUAUUGGCUCCCCCACCCAGAGCAAAGCACACCCUUCCUUUGGAUGCCUGAAGCUCUCAUCUGAGUCACUGUGACCACCCCCAACAGCAGGAUGGCUCUGCCCAGGGGGCUCCACAUGUCUGAUGACUUGUGCUGUGUGAAAGCCCAGCUUUGUAGCUUGUGUCUGGUGUUCCUGACCAGACUCUAGGAUUUCUCCAUGGACAAUGGCAGCCACAAUCCAGGCCAUGGAGAGGAAGAUUGAAUCGCAGGCUGCUCGCUUGCUUUCCCUUGAAGGCCGGACUGGGAUGGCAGAGAAGAAGCUGGCUGACUGCGAGAAGACGGCCGUGGAGUUCGGGAACCAGCUGGAGGGCAAGUGGGCAAUGCUGGGGACGCUCCUGCAGGAGUACGGGCUGCUGCAGAGGCGGCUGGAGAACAUGGAGAACCUGCUACGCAACAGAAACUUCUGGAUCCUGCGGCUGCCCCCGGGCAGCAAGGGCGAAGUGCCCAAGGUGCCCGUGACCUUUGAUGAUGUGGCCGUGUAUUUCUCUGAGCAGGAGUGGGGGAAGCUGGACGAGUGGCAGAAGGAGCUCUACAAGCACGUGAUGAGGGGCAACUAUGAGACGCUGGUCUCCCUGGACUAUGCUAUAUCCAAGCCCGAGGUCCUCUCCCAAAUCGAGCAAGGGAAGGAACCAUGCAGCUGGCGCCGUGCUGGCCCCAAGAUUCCAGAUGUCCCUGUGGACCCUAGUCCAGGCUCUGGGCCCCCUGUUCCUGCUCCUGACCUCUUGAUGCAGAUCAAGCAGGAGGGUGAGCUCCAGCUCCAGGAGCAACAGGCUCUAGGGGUGGAGGCCUGGGCAGCUGGGCAGCCAGACAUCGGGGAGGAGCCCUGGGGCCUGAGCCAGCUGGACUCGGGAGCAGGAGACCUCUCAACGGACACUACCCCCAGCGUCCAUUCCAGCUUUUCCACCACUAUCCCGCCUAGCUCCUGGCAGGCAGACCUCCCUCCCCACCAUCCUUCCUCCGCCUGUUCAGAUGGGACUCUGAAGCUCAACACUGCAGCCUCCACGGAAGCAGACGUAAAAAUUGUGAUAAAAACAGAGGUCCAGGAGGAGGAGGUGGUCGCCACGCCAGUGCACCCUACUGACCUGGAGGCCCAUGGAACCCUGUUUGGACCAGGCCAGGCCACGAGGUUCUUCCCCAGCCCUGUCCAGGAGGGGGCCUGGGAGAGCCAGGGCAGCUCAUUUCCCAGCCAGGACCCUGUGCUGGGGCUGAGGGAGCCGGAUCGGCCAGAGCGGGAUGUCCGGGAGCUGAGCCCCGCUGUGGCCCAGGAGGAAGCCCCCGUCGGGGACUGGCUCCUCAGUGGGGUCCGGUGGGGCUGGAACUUCAGGUGCAAACCUUCUGUGGGCCUGAACCCAAGGGCUGGGCCUGAGGGGCUCCCUUACCAGUCGCCAGACAGUGGGGAGGCUGUCCUGGACCCUGGCCAGGCUCCGAGACCCUUCAGUGAGCCCUGUAAGUACCCGGGCUGGACAAAGGGCUUCAGCCACAAGGCGGGGCUGAAGAAGCACCCAGCAGCUCCUCCCGGGGUCCGACCCUUCACGUGCGCCACAUGUGGGAAGAGCUUCCAGCUGCAGGUCAGCCUCGCUGCCCACCAGCGCAGCUGUGGGCUGCCCAAUGGGGCGGGCGCGGGCACAGGCACGGCUGGCACCACAGGCGCGGCGGGCAGCGGUGCGCGCGGGGACGGGAGCGCGCUGCGUUGUGGGGAGUGUGGGCGCUGCUUCACGCGGCCAGCCCACCUCAUCCGACACCGCAUGCUGCACACGGGCGAGCGGCCGUUCCCCUGCACCGAGUGCGAGAAGCGCUUCACAGAGCGCUCCAAACUCAUCGACCACUACCGGACGCACACGGGCGUGCGGCCCUUCGCCUGCACCGUCUGCGGCAAGAGCUUCAUCCGCAAGGACCACCUGCGCAAGCACCAGCGCAACCAUGCUGCGGGCGCUAAGGGGUCGGCCCGAGGUCAGCCGCUCCCGCCCCUUCCGCCUGCGCCCCCGGACCCUUUCAAGAGUCCUGGCUCCAAAGGGCCAGGGGCCACUACAGACCUGGUGACGGACUGGACUUGUGGCCUCAGCGUCCUGGGUCCCGCUGACGGCAGUAACCUUUGAAGCCCCACCAAGGCAAGCGGCCCCUGGGGCUUCCGCAGGCGCACAAGCUUGAAAGGAUCGUCUCCGGGCGCCAGGGAGAGACCCAGAGCGCACAGACAGAGAUGGAGACCGGAAGAACCAAGCGCAGGCGUGGCUGGGCGCUGAUCGCGGAGAAGGAGAAACCAUCCAACAGUACAGCUUUCACCUAUAAACAAAGCAGAGUUCUCUGGUUGUGAAACUGAGUACCAUAGAAUUUUAAGUAAUUUAAUUAUGAAACUUUUUUAAUUCUGAGGACAAAGCUGGAAGAUAGUAGUAGCACCAGUUUAAAUUUUGUAGCAUACUUUUGGUUUUUGAAGCAUGUGUUUGUGUCUGCUGGGUCCUCACCAAGUCUGGCAGUGAGUUGAGUGUUGGGGUGGCUACCAGGUGACUCCCUGGAGUGGGGUAUCACACCAUGCCAGGGUAGGCUGGUCCAGGCCUGGGGCUCCGAGCCUCUGGGAAGUGAGGACAGCUGGGUUCCAGGGGGCCCCACCCUCGUCUCAGUGGGGAGAAAGACGUCCCUGAAGUAGCCUGUCUGUUUCCCAGCUUCCCUCUCUGUCUGAAAAGGCUGGUCCUGUUUGUGUUGUCCCUGUCACGGCUGCCUGCCGUUCCUACCAGAAGGGAGCUUGUCCAUGCCGCCUUUUCCCUAACUCCUGGACCUCCUGAGGAGAGCGGUCUGAAAACAUGGCUUUGGGUCUGGAGAGGGGGAAACAGGCUGGGGGCUUGGGCCCAACACACCGCCCACCCCUGGCAGAGCCCAAAGGAAGCAGGGCAUACUGCCUGCACGAGGCAGCCCUCCACUCCAGUAAGAGGCUCUGCUUAUCUUGCCUCUUUGUGUAAUGUUUGUUUUGUUUUGUUUUGUUUUCAAAAUGCUUUCACAUUGCAUUUCAUUGGUCAUUAUCGUGACUUUGUGCAGCAGACAGGCCAGGUGUGAUUUAUUUUUAGAGCUGAGGAAAUAAGUUGCUCAAAGAGCACACAUCUUAGGUCCUCACUGGGUACGUUGUGGUGUGCCACAAGGUGUGAGAGCCACAGGGUAGACAUGGCCCAUGGUCCUGGGACAUCAGCUUGGGGGAGAAGGGUUUUAACGUUGGCCUUUUAAAAGACCUGUUCCCGCACCUGCAUGGGUGAGAUCAUCAGGCCCGCAGGUACCACGUCUCUGAACACCUGCCCUUGGUGUGUGUGUGAGCUCGCUCUCUGGUCAGGGGCACUUGGGAGGCAAAGCCUGAGAAGCUAGGGAAGGGUAAGUGGCUUGCUCAUUCCCUGUGUCUUAACAUCUUCAUGGUGGAAAUAGAAACGGACCCAGUUUUCUUGAUUCUACCAUAGUGCUGUCUUGACCACGUGAAUAUCCAGUCUCGUUUUGUUGAAGCAGCCACUGGUUCUCUUACCCAAAAUGGGUACCUUGGUUCCCCUGCCGGAGGGAGAGACCAGAUAUUUCAUUCAUUCAGCAACCUCAUGCGUACUUUUAUUAGGCAAUAGACUAGUUAAGAAAACUGUUUCUUUGUACUGUAUAUUUUGUACCUGUUUACACUUCUAAUAUUGAUAUAACUGAUAUUUUGAAAAACAAAUGAACAGAAAACAUCCUGUUAAAAUAAAAUCUAACCAGCACCAAGGCGGUUUGGUGGGUUCCAUUCUUAGAGCUGUGUCUUUGGCACUGAAGCUUCUGACCACACCCCUAAGGGAGCUGUGUGGUCAGCUUCCUCAGCACUGUUCUUCUGUACUCGGUCACCUUGCACCCAGACAGGUGCCUGUCCCUGAGAACUCAAAAUGGAAGAAUUCCAGAGAAGUUAGACUUGGUGAAGAUAAACUGACAUUUGGAGGGAAAUCAAAACACGUCAGGUCACUUUGUUUCAGAAUAUAAACGUGUUUUUGUAAUUUUGUUUUAUAUAAUUUGGUAUGAUGGCCAUAAAGAUAGAAAAGUCUGGGAGGAAAGUUGCAAAAUGUCGAAGAACAUUGUACAUUGUCUGAUUUCUCCUUGAAACUUUUUCUUAUCGUGCAGGAGGUGAUGGAAGAGUUGAUGAUGCCUGUAGUUGUUGAGAUGCCUGAACUUGGAGCAAAGUCCAUCUGAUGUCUGAGUGUAGUGGAAGUGAACUGGGAUUGGAGGUGUCCUAGGUCUGAGCUCUGGUCCCAUAACUUGCUAGCUGUGUGACCUGGGGCAAGGGACCACUUCUGGUCAGCUGUACUAACGUACGUAAUGAGGGUAUUGCAUUCUGUGACCCUAAAGAUCCUAGUUCUGUGGCUCUGAAGCCUGUGGUCCUGGGACAGAGCACCAUGUACAACUACACCUCAUCUCAGGAAGGGCAUGCGUGUCAAGCUGUGGAGAAGGGCCAGGAACAUAACUGGCUGGUGCCUCACAUCUAAAUUUAAAAGAAAGAAGGGGGACAGAGAGGGGUAUUUUCGAAAAAUGCAGGUGAGAUGCCUUCUGAGAGCCUGGCAAGAUGUGGUCUCGAGGAGCCUUAUACCUUUUCAGCACAGAGUAUGGUAGUUCUCUGGCCUCCUGAACUGGAGACAUCUAGUUUAGCCUCUCUCCAGCCUGUUCCUCACAGCUACUGAAGUUAUCUGCAAAACAUAAAUUUAAUCAUGUCCUCUGCUUCACAAACAACUCUGCCCUUUGGGCAACUCAUUGUCCAAACUGGUCUGCAGCCUCAGCCUCUACCACAGCCUCUUUGAGGUGGGAAACUGCUCUCAGAGUCUCAGGGCCUCUGCACAGGAGGCCAGUCUGACUUUCCACCUGAUGAGGACCUUCCCACAGCACUUGGGACUCACUGCUAAUGCUGUAUUUAACUCCACUGUACCAUAACCACUUGUGGUGUGUGUGUGAGCAAGCUUGACCUCAGCAGGUGGCCUGGCCCUAACCUGUGACAAGACUUCACAGGCCUGAGAAAUUACCUGGUAAAAGUGUCUGGCUAGUAGAUAUAAUAAAGAAAUGGCCAAGAAAAGGCAAUUGACAAUGCCCAAGUAGCAGAAAGCAAUCCUCUUAGCUUCCUGUCUGGUCCAGGAAGUUGAAUGCCUGGGGUGAGGGUGGGAGGAGCCACAACUACGCUUGCAGGGCCACUCAGGGAACUUUGGGGCUUCAUGCUACCAGAUUUGGUACUGUUUUCUCAUUCUUUAAAAAAAAAAAAAGAUUUUCUCAGAUGGAAAAGCACUGUCAAAGGCCAUGGAGCUUGAAGAGUUGGGACACCCACUCAGUGGUAAUUUUCUGAGCACCAGCAGGGAACAGUCACACAUGGUCUUUGCUCCUUAUGAGGCUUCUAAAAGGCAGCUGGGGAGUCAAGUGCUGGCUAUGUAAUUAAUUUUUUUAGUUUAUUUUAAAAUCAUUUUGAAAAAAAUUUAAAUGUAAUAUGAUGCAAAGAAUAAUCCAUCUAUUCAAUAAAUAUUUAUGUAACACCUAUUACAUGCCAGAGUAAUACUCAUGUUCCCGUCAACCAGAAUUAACAAUUGUUAACAUCCUAUCAGGGCUGCAAACUGGUUCUAUCCAGUUCCAACCCCUACUGAGAAUUUGCAUUUCUAACAAGUUCCUUGCUGAGAAUUUGCAUUCCUACCCAGAUAUACUGAAUCAGAAUCUACGUUUUAACAAGAUCCCCAGAUGAUUCUUAUGUUUAACUUCCUAGGAACUUGUUAGAGAUGGAAAUACAGACUUCUUGUUAGAAAUGCAAAUACAAACUUCUAUGGUUUGCUAGAAUGACUCAAAACUCAGGAAAAUGCUGUAUGUAUGACUAUAGUUUUAUUAUAGCAAAAAGGAUGCAAGAGACACGUAGGUGAGGCCUGGGAGGGUCCCCAGUGUGAAGCUGCUGUGUCCCACAAGUUGCAUUACCUUCCUGAUGGCAUUGAUGUCUAUCACCAAUGAGGAAGCUCAUCUGAGCCUCAAUGUUCAGACUUUUUCUUAGAGUU
Molecule: messenger RNA, 7789 nt
Organism: Loxodonta africana (African savanna elephant)
Lineage: Eukaryota; Metazoa; Chordata; Mammalia; Proboscidea; Elephantidae
Gene: ZNF746
Product: zinc finger protein 746
Exons: 7
Coding region: 1955-3886 (643 amino acids)
Biological process (GO): regulation of DNA-templated transcription
Molecular function (GO): DNA-binding transcription repressor activity, RNA polymerase II-specific
Source: RefSeq, a predicted model, not a curated record